AUGACACAAUAAGCAGCCGAAUGCAGCUUCCUAUAUUUGACUGGUACCUUUUGCGUGCAUAUUUCAAGUCAUCUUCCUAAUUUUUUCUCUGAGUCAAAUCAUCAAACACUUGGCCUGCCUUUCCCAAAAUUCUCCUCUUUUAACCCCUUUUCCCACCAUUUCUCGGCACCAAAAACCCACACAAAGAACCCAAAAUCUCUCAUCAGAAAGGAAAAAUUCAAGAUGGGUUUUUUGAAAGAAGAUAGAAGAACCAAAGUUUUGAGAUGGGUCAAAACUCUUUUUUUCUUGAUUUCUAUGUUGAUAUCAUUUCUCCUUUUUUCUGCACCAAUUCUUCUUGUAAUUGCAGAUACACUUCUUCCUUCACUCUUAUUAUCUGCUUCUAUUUCACCAUAUUCUCUAUCUUUUCAAACUCUUUCUUCUUAUCUAAGCGACUACGAUUUUCGGUUUUCACUUAUUGAUAUCCCUCUUAUCUCCAUCGUUAGGUCCGUCAUCAUUCUAUGUGUUUAUAGCUUAUGUGAUGGACCAAGGCUAUCAAGAGGGCCAUACUUGGGGAUUGCAACAAUUUGUUCAGUUUCAUCUUUGAUGUUUGUGUCCUUGAAGGCUUCAUAUGUAUUUGCACAUAGUUCGAGUAUAGAUCGAGGAGGAUAUGCUCGAGCUAUGGAGACGGCGUUGUUCGUAUGCUCAUUAGCGUUGGCUGUUGCUCAUGUAGUGGUGGCUUAUAGAAUUAGCUGUAGGGAAAGAAGAAAGCUUCUUGUUUACAAGAUUGAUAUUGAAGCUGUCUCAGCAUUAAAGACCGUAUCAUUUUAUCGAUAUCUUAAAGUUACUCCCAGCAGAAAGACUGAAAUAAAACUCAAAUCUACAGAAUCCAUAUGCACAUGAAGUUGUUAUUGUAUUUUCUUUGGACCAAAUCCAGUUUCCGCAGAGCAGGUUUCAGAUAUAUCCAAAGGAGAUCUGAAGCCUAAUUGGUAAAGAGAAAUAGUCUAUAUAUACUAAAGUUUAUUAUAAAAAAAAAACAAGAUUAUGUAUAUGUGUGCAAAUGUGGUGUGUUCUGUAUCAGCAAUUAGUUUAUACAGGACAAGAGCAUUAUGAUUCAGCACCCAUUGCUCUCUGCUUACGCAACUUGUACAGAUAUUUGUUCUAUUUUUAUGCCAAUUGUGUAUCAUCAUGGAUUAGAAGAUAGCAUUUCUUGUUUUGUCAUGUAUCAAAUGUCAUCAACUUUAGAUUUUUUUUAUAAUGGUCCGUGGAAGCAGUAACUAAUGCUUGUAUUAACAUCUUUUGAGGUGCGGACUUUUUUUGGACCCUGCUAACGCGGAA
Molecule: messenger RNA, 1314 nt
Organism: Solanum dulcamara
Lineage: Eukaryota; Viridiplantae; Streptophyta; Magnoliopsida; Solanales; Solanaceae
Exons: 4
Coding region: 223-879 (218 amino acids)
Source: RefSeq, a predicted model, not a curated record